CUCAUCACUCGUCUCCUUCCUCUCUUUGUUUUCUUCUCGUACUGCCGCUAACAUGAACUACAAGCCAAACCCAAUCCACUAAUCUUAUCGCUCCCAAAUACUAUGCUACCAACCAAAUCCUAACCCACUCCACAUCGGUACCCCUCCCAGAACCAAGUUGGGUUUGCAUACCCAAAAUAGAGCCCAUUUUUUGUGUUUGCUUGUCGGAGGUGUUAGAGCAAAUGGAGCUCAUGUUCCUGAUAACCGAUUAACAUGUUAUCAAUUAACCGAUUAUAUAAAAUGCAUGGUUAGCGGUAAACACAAAUUGAAAAAUGAUCCAGAUAACCAGAAUAACAGUUAGGAUUAUAAUCGAAUCUACUAACAAGUCUAGUUGUUGGGAAUCUUCCUUUCUAGGAAAACAAGCUCAUGGACCUUUUUGUACAAUUUUUUUUCUUUUUUUUUUAUAGAAUGAAGCAGCUGGAAGCUUCGCAUAAAUUCAAAUACAAUUUUGAUCCGUGGCUUGAAAGUUACACCAAGACAAUUUUUUGUACAAAGUUUCUUUAGCAUGUACAAGAUUCUUUCUGAGGUGGACUCCAAUCACGUACAUGUUUAUGCAAAAAUCUCACAGGAGCAACUGUAUUGAUGCGUUUAAUAAAUUCCUUACUAAAAAAUUUCCCAGUUCCCCUUCUGUUGUUUAUCGCCAUAAUCCAAAUUCUCAAUAAAAAGUCUAAAAUAAAUUUAAAUAGACUAUUCAGCAAGUUUGUCAACCUGCGGGUCGACCUGCGGGUUGACCCACUUUGAUUCUGACCCGGUAAGAAAAACGGGCCGUACCCACCCGCCAGGUCGACCGCUAUAAGGUACCGGGUUGGAGGUCAAAUUGUGUCAUUUUUUUCUUUGUUUUGCGAAAUGCGCCUAUUUUCCGAUUUUUCUUUUCGCCUAACUCAAUCUUUGGAAUCCUAAGUUGAACAUUUGAAUAUUAAUGUUAUAUAAGUGUGAGUGAAUUUUAACUAUAUGUUGAAUCUAAGUACGAAAUGUUAUUUUGGUGUAAUAUUAUAUGUUAUAGCUCAUAUGUUAGAUGAGAUUUGAUAUAAUUUAUCAGGAUAAGUACAAUAUAAUGACUCUUUCCAUAUUUUCGGGCUAAACCGGGCUAAAACGGGUGACCCAUUAACCCUUGACCCACUAUAACCCUUGAUCCACUAGUUUAACCGGGUCCGGGUCAACCCGCGGGUUGACAACCUUGCUAUUCAGUCAAAGGUCAACAAGAAGCAACUCCUCCGCCCAGCCCACCCAGUAUUCAGGCCUUUAUCCCCGGGGCCCAGGCCCAGUAUCAGCAACUCCCGGUUUCCCCGUCACCGUCAUCACUCAUAAGUUGAAAACCGAAUCCCCGUAGAAAAUGAACUGCUUCGCACGUGCCCCACUCCGUCCCGACAGCGAUUUCACAUUGGAUUCGCGCACUCGCCGGCCCGCUGACCGCCGCCGCCUCCCUCCGCCAACGAAACCGUUCUCCGCCGCUCCACUCCUCAACAAAUCAAAAAAAAUAUUAAAAAAAAAUAUUACAAAAAAGGAAGCCCACUCUCUCUCUUCUCUCUUUCCCUUCCCCGCAGCGCGCCGUGCCGUUAUUUCCCCCUUUUCUUUCUCUGUUCCUGUUUCUUUUUCGCGGCGCUUUCUCAGAGCACAAUCACUCCCUUUGGAGAAAAGGGGUCGAAAAUAAAGAAAACCAAGGCCACUGAAGAGCGAGGACGACGAAGGUAAAUUUUCACGGACAGCGGCGGCUUCUUCUUGUUGUUUCUGCGGUUUGCUGUGGUGUUUAGUAGCCGCCAUGGGAGCUAUGUCUCCUCUCGCUGCUCCUUGGGUGCCAGAGGACGAUCUUCUCUUGAAGAAUGCCGUCGAGGCAGGUGCUUCCUUGGAGUCACUUGCUAAAGGCGCUGUGCAGUUUUCGAGAAAAUUCACAAUUCGUGAACUGCAAGACCGCUGGCAUUCUCUCCUAUACGAUCCAAUCGUGUCUGAGAAAGCUGCUUUAAGGAUGAUUGAGUUUGAGUGCGCUUCAUCAGCUCUUCCAUCGAAAUUUACCAGGUGUGGGAAUUCAAAGGAUAACAAAUGUAUUACUGGAAAAAGGGGAGCUGAAAGUAUCCGUUCUAGUUACUAUGCUUUGCGUAAAAGGAUCCGUAAUCACCCAUUUGAAUCCAUUGAUCUGGAUUUUCUUAUGGGCCCCUGUGAUAACAAUUAUGUUGGAAGUGAAGAUGUCCCUUUACAUGGACACUGCAUGCUAGGAGGUCCAGUUCAAGGUCUUGCACUUCAGGAAUCCAACAUGGAUGUCCUGCGCCAUACGUUGACUGAAAUUGAGGUUGGUAAUGGUGAUCCAGUCUUUCAUUCGCACUUUGAGAAUACAGUUCAAGGAGAUUUUCUAAUGCAGCAAGAUAAUCUUCCUAGCGAGAUGGCAAGUAUGAUGGGGGAGAAUUUGUCUCACUCUGUCAAUGGAACAGUAGUGGACGAAUUUUGCAUGCCAGAUAGAUUACCCUUGAACGGUGACCAGGUACAAGGAUGCCCAAAUUUUAAUGGAGACCAAGGGUUUAGUUCAGAGGCUCUGGAAUGUGGGUCACAAUUUGAAACUUUGGAGUACUCGUGUCCACUUACUGAGAUCACGCAUUGGGCUUCUGGUGAAGGCAUGACGACGAUGCCUGCUGAACCUGCUGACAAUGGUUUGAGAGGAAAAGAGCUUCGUGCGGGGGAUGGGUUUUCUCUUCACAUCGAUGCUGCUGCUGCUAAAGAUGCGGAUCAAUCAGGAUAUAAUGGUAUGGCGCACAUGGACUCUGAUUUGAGGUUAGAGAUACCAAGUGAGGAGGAGCUAAAAGAUGCUACUAUUGGAACAGAGGGUUAUCUGGCUGAACUUUCACACUCUCUAUUGAACCUUACAAAUGACGAUGAGCUUCUAUUCAUGGAUGUCGAUGGGAAAGAUACAAUCAUUGAUAAGUCUUACUAUGAUGGCCUCAGUUCCCUGUUGUUGAGUUCACCCAGUAGCGAGGCCAGUCAAGAUCAUCUGACUCCGAGUGUUGAUCAUCCUGAAAAUCAGUUGAACACAAGUCCUGUUCAAGUGUUGGAUGAAGAUAUCAGAAUGCACCAUGGGAGAGAUUCUGUUUGCACUGAUGAGGUCCAGUGCCUUGACACUCCAUCAACUUCAUACUCUGACUUAUCUGAACUCAAUUGUGAAGUUGUUUGCUGUGUGCUGAGCACAGAAGAUCCUGAGGUACCAUGCAAUGAUCAUGUUGUCUUUACCAACAAUCACUCACGUCGCAAGACAGUUGCAACUGUACCAAAACGACCUCUACAACCUUCUGGCAAAUUGAAUUCUUCCAUAAAAGCAACGACCAACAAUCAACAAAGAAGUAGCAAAGGGGGAAAACCAUUGUUGCAGACGGAUUUGGGAAAUCCAGGGAAACCUCCCAAGUCUUCUCAGUUAAUAAGUUCACAAAAAGCGACACCAGAGGUUACCGUUCAUCGUUCAGUUGGUCAUCCUGGAGUUAGAGUUGAGUUUGCCAGGAAUGAUUCCACUGAAAGGGCUGCCGCCAGUGUUGUCGUUAAUGAUGAUUCAACCAUUCAAGUAAAGUCACCAAAGGAUAGAAAUAGUGCAAGUCACAUGCCUGCGCAUAUGAGCCACAGUAACACUGGCUUGUUAAUGGAAAGGCCAGCAGCUGCCGUUUCUAACGAACAUGAUAAGUCUUGUCGCGUGACAAAUGCCGGUGGUGUUAAACAAGAAAUAGAUCCUUCAUCAUCAGGUUUUCCGGUUCAUCAAGGUUCAGUUGAUGCUGUCGUGCCUGUCAAUAAUUCUGCCUUGGAACAAGGAGCAAAGAGUACUUCGGAUCAAGAAGACGUACUGCUAGAAAGUGAAGAUGAUGUCCCAUAUUUUUCAGAUAUUGAAACAAUGAUACUUGAUAUGGACUUAGAUCCAGAAGAGCAGGACUUAUUCUCCAACGACCAAGUGUUGAGAUACCAGCAAGAGGAAACAAAGACUGCAAUCUUGAGGAUGGAGCAGAGCGCACAUGCGUAUACGCAAAGAGCCAUUGCUUCACAUGGAGCUUUUGCUGUUUUAUAUGGUCGUUAUUCAAAGCAUUAUAUCAAGAAGUCCGAGGUUUUGCUUGGUCGGGGGACAGAAGACACUUCCGUCGACAUUGACUUGAGUAGAGAAGGACGCGCGAACAAAAUAUCCAGACGACAGGCGAUCAUUAGUCUGGACGAAAGUGGAUGUUUCCAUCUGAAGAACGUAGGCAAAUUUUCCAUCUCAGUCAAUGACAAGGAAAUAACCCAUGGACAGAGUCUAAACCUUACUCCCAGUUGUCUAAUCGAGAUAAGAGGGAAGCCUUUCGUGUUCGAGAUAAACCAAAGCUGUGUGAAGAAGCAUCUCAACCGCGCAACGACCAAAGAGCUGAAGUGAAGCAGGCAGAACAUCUAGCCGCGUUAUUAUGAGAAGGUGCUCAUAUAUUUUCUUACACCAGCUGCACUUUCUGGGUUUCCCUUCUCCAUUCCUACUAAUGCCUUCUGUAAAUUUCUUCUCAUGUGAAUGAAUCCCUUUCCGACAA
Linum trigynum is the source of this 4553-nucleotide messenger RNA. The record is from the annotation of a GenBank genome assembly. NCBI's taxonomy places the organism in Eukaryota, Viridiplantae, Streptophyta, Magnoliopsida, Malpighiales, Linaceae.